Molecule: messenger RNA, 6878 nt
Organism: Sus scrofa (pig)
Lineage: Eukaryota; Metazoa; Chordata; Mammalia; Artiodactyla; Suidae
Gene: DCBLD2
Product: discoidin, CUB and LCCL domain containing 2
Biological process (GO): wound healing
Cellular component (GO): plasma membrane
Molecular function (GO): signaling receptor activity
Source: RefSeq, a predicted model, not a curated record
AUUGACCAGAGCGAGCGGCAGCCUCAGCGGGAUCAGCUCGGGCUGCAGUCCCAACAAUAACAGGCGCGCGGGCCGGGUGGGGGCCGCCGGGGGGCCCAAACUUGGGGGCGGAACCCGGAUUGGGGGAGGCGGGUGGGACGCUUCCCAAGGCCGUAAGGGAUUGGAGGAGAGAGAUGAGGGGCGGUGGAGCUCUAGGAGUGGGCUGGGGAGCUAACGGGUCGACCAAGGAGAGAGCGCGUUGAUUGGGUAACGCAGAGGGAGACGGACCAGAGCCGACUGCGGAUUGGCUGUGGCGGGCUGUGCAGGCGUGGCCAGCGAGCGCGAGAGGGAGCGCGAGGGAGCUGGCGGCUUGUCUGCCAGCCAGCUAGCCGGAACCCCGGGCUAGUGCGGCGGGCAGGAGUCGGGUUGAGGAAAGCUGCGCGGGAGGCGCGUACCCCAGCUCAGCUGCCGCAGCCGCCGCCGCCUUCUGCGACUAGAGCACUCCGCUUCCUUCCCUCCCCUCCCUCGCGCUCCGGCCUGGGGUCUUGGGGCGGGGAGUGGAGGGAAGGGACGAAGGAGGAGGAGGUUUCGGAGAGUGAGGGGCGGAGGGGGUUCCCGGCGCGGGGCGAAGCGCGCGCAGCCUCUUGCUCUCCCGCCGCUGCCUUUGACUCUUCGCCCGGUGCCGCGGCUCCGGGGCGCCCGCACUAUGCAGGCGGAUGGCGAGCCGGGCGAUGGUGAGAGCUGGGCAUAACCCUCUUCUUUUUCUAGUCCGGGCCGCGGCCGCCGCCCCCGCCCGGGCCGCGCUCCCCCUCUCCCGCUCCUACCCCCUCCCUCCCCGGUCCAACUCCUCCUCCUUCCCCAUGCCUCUGUUCCUCCUCCUCUUACUUAUCCUGCUCCUGCUCCUCGAGGACGCCGGAGCCCAGCAAGGUGAUGGAUGUGGACAUACUGUACUAGGCCCUGAAAGUGGAACCCUUACAUCCAUAAACUACCCACACACCUAUCCUAACAGCACCGUUUGCGAAUGGGAGAUCCGUGUAAAGAUGGGAGAGAGAGUGCGCAUCAAAUUUGGUGACUUUGACAUUGAAGAUUCUCAUUCUUGUCACUUUAAUUACUUGAGAAUUUAUAACGGAAUUGGAGUUAGCAGAACUGAAAUAGGCAAAUACUGUGGUCUGGGAUUGCAAAUGAAUGAUUCGAUUGAGUCAAAAAGCAAUGAAAUUACAGUGCUGUUCAUGAGUGGAAUUCAUGUUUCUGGACGAGGAUUCUUGGCCUCAUACUCGGUUAUAGAUAAGCAAGAUCUAAUUACUUGUUUAGACACUGCAUCCAGUUUUUUGGAACCCGAGUUCAGCAAGUACUGCCCAGCUGGUUGUCUGCUUCCUUUCGCUGAGAUAUCUGGAACAAUCCCUCAUGGAUACAGAGAUUCCUCGCCAUUGUGCAUGGCUGGUGUGCAUGCAGGCGUAGUGUCAAACAUUUUGGGUGGCCAGAUCAGUGUCGUAAUUAGCAAAGGCAUCCCAUACUAUGAAAGUUCUUUGGCUAACAACGUCACGUCUGUGGUGGGACACUUAUCUACAAGUCUUUUUACAUUUAAGACAAGUGGUUGUUAUGGAACACUAGGCAUGGAAUCUGGCGUAAUUGCUGAUGCUCAGAUAACAGCAUCAUCUGUGCUGGAGUGGACAGACCACACAGGGCAGGAAAACAGCUGGAAACCUGAAAAGGCCAGACUCAAAAAACCUGGACCUCCUUGGGCUGCUUUUGCCACUGAUGAAUACCAGUGGUUGCAAAUAGAUCUCAAUAAGGAAAAGAAGAUUACAGGCAUUGUAACCACUGGCUCCACAAUGGUGGAGCAUAAUUACUACGUGUCGGCCUACAGAAUUCUGUACAGUGAUGAUGGGCAGAGAUGGACUGUGUACAGAGAGCCUGGUGUGGAGCAGGAUAAGAUAUUUCAAGGAAACAAAGAUUAUCAUCAAGAUGUGCGUAAUAACUUUUUGCCACCAAUUAUUGCACGUUUUAUUAGAGUGAAUCCUACCCAAUGGCAGCAGAAAAUUGCCAUGAAAAUGGAACUGCUUGGAUGUCAGUUUAUUCCUAAAGGUCGUUCUCCAAAACUUACUCAACCUCCACCUCCUCGGAGCAACAAAGACCUCAAAAACACUACAGCCCUUCCAAAAAUAGCCAAAGGUCAUGCCCCCAAAUUUACUCAACCACUACAACCUCGAAGUAGCAAUGAAUUUCCUGUACACACAGAGCAAACAACUGCCACUCCUGAAAUCAAAAAUACUACUGUAACGCCAAACGUAACCAAAGACGUAGCCUUGGCCGCGGUGCUGGUCCCUGUGCUGGUCAUGGUCCUCACCACUCUCAUCCUCAUACUGGUGUGUGCUUGGCACUGGAGAAACAGGAAGAAAAAAACUGAAGGCACAUAUGACUUACCUUAUUGGGACCGAGCAGGCUGGUGGAAAGGAAUGAAGCAGUUUCUCCCUGCCAGAUCAGUGGAGCAUGAGGAAACCCCAGUCCGCUACAGCAGUAGUGAAGUGAAUCACUUGAGUCCAAGGGAAGUCACCACAGUGCUGCAGACGGACUCUGCAGAGUAUGCACAGCCACUUGUGGGAGGAAUUGUUGGCACACUCCAUCAGAGAUCCACCUUUAAACCAGAAGAAGGAAAAGAAGCCGGGUAUGCUGACCUAGAUCCUUACAGCUCUCCUGUGCAAGAAGUUUAUCAUGCCUAUGCUGAACCACUCCCAAUCACUGGGCCUGAGUACGCCACCCCAAUUGUCAUGGAUAUGUCCGGGCACCCCACAGGUUCAGUUGGUCUGCCCUCAACGUCCACUUUCAAAGCCACAGGAAACCAGCCUCCUGCUUUAGUGGGAACAUACAACACUCUUCUCUCCAGGACUGAUAGCUGCUCUUCAGCCCGGGCCCAGUAUGAUACCCCAAAAGGUGGGAAGCCAGGCCCAAGUGCCCCCGAUGAAUUGGUGUACCAGGUACCACAGAGCACACAGGAGGUGGCAGGAGCGGGGAGGGAUGGUGAAUGUGAUGUCUUUAAGGAAAUCCUUUGAAGGUGAUGCUGCUUUUUACAAAGCAUCAUUUUAAAGCACAUGGCCUUUUUUAUUGUGUUAGUGGUAGUAAUAUAUAGAACGUGUUACAUGAUCUGUCACGGAUGUGCUUGGGGGAAGCGUGAGGACCGAGGUACAGGAAGCUACUCAUCUUGCUUUAAAAGUGUCAUCAUGGCACAGUUACCACUUGCUUGUUAAAUUUCAGACUUCCUGUUUGUUACUACUGUAAAACAUGAUUUUAAUACAGAAAAAGCUCCCUACUAUGCACUUCAAGAGAAUUAAAAAUCACUGAGUAUUUAUUACCAAUGCUGCAGGUACAUUAUGAACUCAAGAUGGCUCUGUAAGCCUUUCUGGCAAUAAGCAUGGUACUCUUCGUAAAAUGUCUAAUGGCUUGAAAUUCUGCUCUUUGUGAAAGGUGGGUACUAUCAUGAUUUCUUCCUCUUCUCUUCCCAUAUUGCAUUCUGGAUUAAAAAAUCAGCAAUACAAUCAUUGUUUUGAUUAUAGUCAUAUACACUUAGCCAUCUUUGCUUAGGAAGAUCUGUACUGGGAAACUGACCUCUAAUGAGGAGGGUGGUUUUUCACUUUCUGACACGGCUAAGAGCUUUAACCCUUCAUCAUCCAUGACCUGGUCUCAUCCCUCCUUGUUUUACCUGGGGCCCGUGGUGGCCAGCCCCACUCUUCUGUUUAUAAAUGCUUGAGUGUUGUUUUCAUGGGUGAUCCUUGCUUUAUCAGCCUCAUUAUUUCAGAUCCCCUAAUGUUUCUGAGGGGAAACAGAACAACUCUACAAAUUUAAAAAAAAAAAAAAAAGCUAUACAGGAGAUUCUCCACCCCCAACUUUAUUUGCAGUGGAAUUUUUCCAGAGAGGGUUGUGGAACGCUGAGGGCUUCUAACUGAACACUGUAAACAGUACACACUUAAAAUAUCGUGGUGAAAGGCAAAGUCAUUCCUGAGAAGUCCUAUAAAUUACCUUCCCCCGCAAAAAAGGUAGCCAGAAUUUGCCCUCUUUGGUUUUACAUUUAUAGAUUUUUCUUCGAAUCUCAAGGUGUUGUUUUUAGUCAAAUGAAGAAACAUUUGUUUUCCACAGUAAACUAAUGUAAGAAAUAUAAACCUAGCAUGUAUUCUUCAGCUCUGUGGAGGCAGGAGUCAUCCUUUACAUUGUACCUGAGGAACAAAUGUUUGAGCAUCCUAGCCGUGGAAAAUUCCUGUCUUGUUUUUGAUGCCCCUGGGCAACUUCUUUGUCACUUUUUGCCCAGAACUUGUUUCAGAUGGCUGAAAUAGAAAGUGUCUGCAGUUUACCAGCCUUAGUGUAAAAAACCAUCUUUAAAAGCCUUUAGGAAUUCCCAUCGUGUCUCAGUGGUUAACAAACUCAAGUAGUAUCCAUGAGGACCCAGGUUCAAUCCCUGGCCUUGCUCAGUGGGUUAAGGAUCUGGCGUUGCCAUGAGCUGUGGUGUAGGUCACAGAGGUGGCUCAGAUCUGGCAUUGCUGUUACUGUAGCAUAGGCUAGCAGCUAUAGCUCUGAUUCACCCCCUAGCCUGGGAACCUCCAUAUGCCUCAGGUGCGGCCCUAAAAAGACAAAAGACCAAAAUAAAAUAAGUAAGUCUUUAGACUGGUAAAUUAAUAUGAGAAAUCAUAUGAUUAAAAUAUAUGAACUUGGCAUCUGUUCUUCUAUCAACCUUAUUUUGUAGACUUAAACGUUGAAAUGUACUUCCCCAUCAGGUUCUAGUCAUUUCCUGUAGCCUGCACCACCAGGUGAUGUUGCCAGAAGUGGCUAAAUUUGACUGCAGAUCUACAGUGUUCAUUUUACUUCCAUGAGUGUGCGCCACUAUGAUAAAACAUUGCUUCAAAACAGAACUGCUUAUUUCCAUAGCCUCCCUGCCUUGUGGUUGUAUGAUUUUGUUGGUCUUACAUUUUUGUUUGCUUUUCCUUUUUCUGACAAACUUUGAGGCAUAAUUCACUGAAAAACCGAUAUGCAUAUCUUUAUAAAAACAGAUAUGAAUGUGUAAAGCACAUAUAUUAAUGCAGUCAUCCCUUUUCAGGUGGGAAGAGUAAACCAGUUGCUUUAUUUUUUAUUCAUCCUUAGUACACAAAAAUAUACUUUUUCUCAAAUCAUACACCUGUUUGAAGCUUUAAGAGAAGUAACUUCAGUAACUUUCAUUUUUCCACAAAUGCUUGCUAUUUUGUGUAAUUGUGUGCACCUGAUUGUUUUCCCACGGAACUUUUUUUGAGAAGCAGAUGUUUUCUUAUGUAUAUUUUAAGACUUGAUUCUUUUAUCGCCACUGUGCUGUCCUUGAACUACCAAUGGUUUUUAUAAAAUAUUUAGUUUUUACUGCUAUUAUAUAUUUUACUUUCCAUAUGAAGAGCUGAGCCGGAUACAAAGUUCUGGUUUUGUACUUUUUAAUUCAUUUGUUUUCAUAUUAAAGGGUUUUUUUGUUUUAUUUCUUUUUUGGCUGCCCCAUGGUCUGUGGAUCUCCCGGGCCAUGGAUCAGAUCCGAGCUGCAGUUGCAGCAGCACCGGAUCCUUUAACCCACUGUGCAUCCGGAUAGUGCAGAGACACCACUGAUCUGCUGCAUCACAGCAAGAACUCCUGUUUGGGGAUUUUUUUUUUUUUUAACAUUAAUAUGUCUGAUAUAUAUACAGUUUUGGAGACAAUCAAGUAACAACUGAAAAUGUGAAAGUAACCAUUUUUUACAAAAUUCCCUUGUAUUUUUAUCUUUGCUUGAAACAUGUAAAAAGAUUUAAGUCACUGUUGUUUAUUGGAUUAUAUUUUUUUCCUGUUAAUGCAGUUAUAAAAAUAGAAUCAGACAAUGGAUGCAGGAAAUGUGGUCCUUUCAUAAAAUUACACUGACUUCCCUGUUACUUGAUCUUAGGAACCAGUACAGUUAAAGAUAAGAUAUUGUGAAUGCUGAUUUUAAAAGCUGUAAAAUCUAAAUAGAUACUAUUGUGUAGGGUCUAGUCCAGUUAUUUAAGUUCCGUUUAAAUAUUUGCACUUUGCAUUAAACAAUGGGUUUUAUUUGCUGAUGAGUAGAGGAUUUAUACACUAACUGAAAUUAUGGUAUAUAUACACAUGUCCUUCUCCCCACCCCCUACACAAGAAAGUAGAAAAUAAGCUCAUUUAAAUAUGAAUGUGGCCAUAAUUCUAUGGAAUGUGAUAAACCUUGAAUUUCUUUUCCUGGGCUCCACACGGUCAACCUGGAGACCAAAAAGGUUAUAGAAACACCAUGUCAGACGAUACAGUUAGUUAGAAGGAAUGAAUAUGUUUAGGUGGGACAACAAAAACUUUUCAACCCCCCCCCAAAAGAAAUCAGUGAAGCUCUACUUAUUAAAGACAAAAGUUACCUAUGAGCUCUGCCUUUCAGCUCUGAACUUGAAGUCCCUAAACUGCAAGAUCUAAAUAAGAGUUGGAUAUUUUUAGGUCAACCAUGGCACUAAUUCUCAUUUAGUCCAAAUUGUGACUCGUUUCUUCUCAUCUCUUCUUUUUUUUGGCACUGGGAAAGGUAGAAACAAAUCAUGUAAUGAAAUAGGUAAAAAUGGCUUGAGUGUCAGUUAUAUUCUCCCAGAAUGUACUUUUCUUACCUCGGCAUGUACUGUAGUCACUCAGUAUUUGUAUAUGUUGCUAGAAUUUAGAUUGUAUAAAUAGUGAGAUUUUAAUGUGUUCAUGUGUUUUUAAUAAAUUGUAUAUGUGUCUUGCUCAGAUAUUUUUUUAAAUAUACCACCUUGAGGUUUAUAGUCGUUUCUCAUACUAUAUAAAAUGCCACAUUCCUCAAUUUUAAGAUUUCGUCAGAAAUUUUUAUGGCCAAUAUUAUAGAAUGAUGGUAACAUUGCUUAUAUUCAUUAAAAUGAAAUGGGAGACUA